Patella vulgata (common limpet) is the source of this 902-nucleotide messenger RNA. RefSeq lists its product as uncharacterized. Gene Ontology annotation, molecular function: DNA binding. Gene Ontology annotation, biological process: DNA integration; DNA recombination. The transcript has 3 exons. The record is from RefSeq and is a predicted model, not a curated record. The coding region runs from base 1 to 696 and encodes 231 amino acids. NCBI's taxonomy places the organism in Eukaryota, Metazoa, Mollusca, Gastropoda, Patellidae.
AUGGUAGUCACAGUUUUGAAGAAAAGACAUUCCUUGAAGGGAAUUAACCCUAUUCCCUUGGUGAGGCGAAUAAGAGAAGGAGCAACAGAUGUAGGCGAGUUAGCCAGACUUCAGUUGGGUGAAAGAACAGAAAAUGUCGGUUUUCAGGAGAUACAGACAGGCUUUAGGAUGGUGACUGGCGAAAAGAUAGAUGACAUUCUUGGAAUGGCAGGAAAGGGGUUAGAUGAGGCUUCAGCUAGACUGGCUCUGCAUCACACAAUUAUAUACGGCAACGAGGUUGGUCAACCAAAAGGACAGAUUUUGAGCGAACCCCAGUGUCUGCUUACAGACUGUGUUUUAAAUAGCUUGUUUUAUUUUGUUAUUAAGCGUUGUGAGGAUAAGCUUAUUUGUCCUGUCUAUGCGAUUGAAUUGUAUUUGAGUAGCUGUAGGCUUAUGGGUGUCAAUUUAUCGAAUGGUUAUCUGUUUCGGAUAGUGUCAGAUUCUGGUACCGUCCUUGAUAAUCCUGUUACGUAUUCUGUCGUUUAUGAGCGGCUUCGUUUGUAUUUGUCCACUUUGGGUAUCUAUCAAAGUGAAACCCCACAUAGUUUCAGAAGUGGGUGCGCCUUGACUCUGGCUCUAUCGGAUCCAGACGAUGACUCGAGGAAAAUUAUGGACCAUUGUGAUUGGUUUACUGAAGGAAGUGCAGGAAUAGGAUGAGAGUGGCACAUAGGCUAGCCGAGAGUGUACCCGAUGCCCACACUAUAGAAAACACUUUUAAUCGUGAUACCGAUUAUUUUAAUCUUAAGCGUGCCUUUGACAACUUUGAUUGAUGUUAGUCCCGCCGGCCAUGACCUCAGCAGUUUUUUCCGAAGCUAAUGUGUAAUUAAAUUUAAUAAAAGCCUUAUAUACAUUACUGUUUUAGU